AUGGAACUUGGAUAUUGGCCGCCCUCUGGGGCUACCAGGUGCGCCGUGCCAAUGGGGGCCAGAAAGACGACGUUCGUCAACAUCUCUGACACAUUCGGGCUGGAGAGGGAACUGGAAGAUACGCAGCUCCUCCCGCCCGGUGAUGUUCUUAUCCAUUGUGGCAACUUAAUUGGGCGAGGAUCAUAUAAGGUGUCAAGCAGGGAGAUCAGGUGGCUGCGGGCACUGAAGGCUCGUAAACGUUCCCAGGCGGUCAUCGUCGUAGCUAGAAACUACCACGUACUCCUUGACCGCGAAUACUACGAAGAGACCAGGAAAGGCCUACCUGGCGAACCCGACGGCCAGUUCUCGGACACGACCUCGCAGACGGCGAUUGAUCUGAUGGAGGAUGACCGGGACAUAUCAACUAUCUAA
Messenger RNA from Neoarthrinium moseri, 411 nucleotides. RefSeq lists its product as uncharacterized. Lineage: Eukaryota; Fungi; Ascomycota; Sordariomycetes; Amphisphaeriales; Apiosporaceae. The record is from RefSeq and is a predicted model, not a curated record. Bases 1 to 411 code for a protein of 136 amino acids. The transcript has a single exon.